AUGGUCCGAACACAUUCAUCGUAUACGGCCAGCCCCACGCGCUUCCAAUCGCCUCAACGCAGUCCAGCGCGUCGCCCGUCCCAAGAUGGAUCGCAAUAUGAAAUGGAUCUCGAUGCUCUGGGCCUCAAUUCCACGUUCGAGUCGACAGAACUAGAAGACCACCACCAACCGCCCGUGGAUCACGUAGACACGAGCGAGAUUGAAGGGCCGGAAGACUUCACCAUGAACAUGACCUACUGGAUGACGGCAGAUCUCCCGCUGGCGCAGAUAAAAUCGCGGAAAGAAGCCAACACAAAACGACCCGUGAUAAGAAUGGACGCUAUACAGGAUGGAAGUGAGAGCAGGCAGGCAACAGAAGUGGGCGAGCCGGCAGUCGUGGUGGAGGACACGGAGCAGAGGAGAAAGAGUCGAUCUCGCACCACUUCCCCUACGAGGCGCGCAAACGGCACAAAGAAUGAGCGUCAGCAUAGUAUACCAGCAUCUGAGCGGUCUAUGGAAAAUGAGGAGAAGGUUCGGAGCUUUCUCAGCAAUCUACCAGACACGGAGAUGGAGGGCGCAAUCACAGGGACGCCGCUACAUGCACCAAGACAUAGUUAUCUACAAGUCCCACGAUCCUCACCUCCGAAAGCCCGAUCUUUGCAACCCACCGUCGAGGACUACGAUACACCGCGCAAGCCUACCCAAGAGACGGUCAUACGCCACACCUCGGCCAUCAUCGAUACAAGUGAGCAGGAUGUGGCUCGGAAUAAGAUCGCAGAGCUGCAACAUCGCCUUGAACAGCACGAAUCCACUUCGAGAUCGCGCAUUACCGAACUCGAGACAAUCCUAUCGUAUACCCGCUCAGAGCUCGAGAGCACACGCAACGACAACUACAAGCAUAAGGAGAAGGUGUCAAACCUAGAGAAGAAAAUGGAACAGCAACGUGCAGACGAUGAAGCAGCUCACGCAGCUGCGAAUGCCGACAUGAAAGCGCGAGAGGAUGCGUUGGAGACCAGGAUGCAUGACUUCGGAGAAGAGAUGCGUCUCCAAAACCUCACCAAGCUGGAGACCAUGCUGGAAGAGUUUGAACGGCAACGAAAAUCUCUCGAAGAAUCGAAACGACAACUCACCGAAGAGGUCGAAGACAAGGACAUGAAGCUAGAGGAAGUUCAAGCAGAGCUGGCACAGGUACGCCAAAUACACGAGCGUGAACUCCACGACCUGAAGGAGACGCAACUCCACGAAGCUGGACAUGGUAGUGAAGAUGCGGAAAAGGAGCGUCUAUUGUUGACCGAGCAACUUUCCUCGGUCCAAGCGCGAGCGAACGCUUUGCAAUCAAACCUUGAAGCGGCUACAUCCGACGCAAAGGCAGCUCGUGAGGAGGCUCGAAGAAGAGACGAGGUGUAUUCCGCUAUCGCACUCAAAGCUCAACGCCACACAGCCCGCAUUGCCGAACUGGAAGGCCAACUCCAGGCUGCCAAAUUUGAAAUUGAAUGCUCACACGCCGAUGUGGCAGCUAAGCAGCAGCUGUUUCAUACAAAUCUUGAUCUCAACUCUCGACUCCGCACUCUGCAGUCAGAGCUAGAGACCGCACGGAGGGACCUCACCGCAACGGAUCAGGGGACUCGUCGCUCGGCCGAUCUGGAGACUUGCGUGAGAGAUCUUCAGUCACAACUCGAAGCCUCGGUAGAGUCGCAACUAGAGCGUCCUGGCAUCGGAGUAUCUGCGAGCGAUGGACACACCCCGCAGGUAGCGGAGCUCGAAGCGCGCAUAAGAUCUUUGCAGUCCCAACUGCGAUCCGGUCAGUCCGAUCUAUCUGCAAAAGAACAAGAGAUUUCCUCUUUUGUUGAAUCGCAAGAGCAUGCUGAGCAACGAUUGAACACGGCCCAGGGUCGGCUACAGAGUCUCGAGACAGGCAACACGAAUCUUCGUCAGCAGCUCGCAGAGGCUCAUCGUGAGAGUGCCAAAGCCCGAGCUGACGCAGAAUGCUUCAAGCAAGACUUGGAAGAUGCCAACGACCGUCUGCGUGAUGCUCGCGCCGAGGCAGAUCGCCGUGUCAACGACCUUGAGAAGAAGCUGAACAAGAUGAAGGAGUUGAAGAUUGAAGCAGAGAACAAAUACAAAGAGUUACGCGACCAACAUGAAGACAUGAUAGAAGGACACGAGGCUAUGAUGGAGGACGUCCGCGACAAGGCGGAGGAUGCUGUGCGCAAAGCCGGCGCAGUACUCGAGCAAGAGCGUAGCGAGAAGAGGAGUCUUACCAAAGACCUCAAGCGGGCUAAAGAAGAAGUUGAAAGGCUCCGUGCGGCCGCAUCUGCAAAGCUGGAAGAGGAGACAGACGAAGACACUACCAUCUCAUCGUUCGCAACAGGGGCAAACGCGAAGGAUAACGAAAUCGCCAACCUCCGCGAGAUUAUCCGCAAGCAAGUGUCCGAAACAAAAACCCUCAAGUCCGAACUCUCCGCCCUUCGCAAGGACAACAAGACCCUUAAAGCAACAUCCACAUCCGCAUCUCAAGACACAACAGCCACCUUGGAAGCCCAACUUUCCGUUCUUCGCUCCGAGAAAGCAGCCCUCGAGACGCGUCUUGCGAACCAAGCCGCUGAAAACGACGCUAUCAACAAGCAAAUGGAUGAGAAAUUAGCCACACUGCUUAGUAAACUUAUGAAGGAGAAGGCUAAAACAGUGGUGGGUAAGCGUGAUGGACAGUGGACCGAAAGUGUCAGGGAGAUAGAGGAAGAGAAGAAGUUGCUUGGCAAAGUGUUGAUGAGACAGUGGGGCAGAGAAGAGGUUGGUGUUGAUGAAGAGAGAGAGGCAAAGGAUGGGAAACAGGGGUACCGGUAUAAAUAUGUCAAGAGAUGA
Alternaria alternata is the source of this 2841-nucleotide messenger RNA. RefSeq lists its product as hypothetical. The coding region runs from base 1 to 2841 and encodes 946 amino acids. The record is from RefSeq and is a predicted model, not a curated record. The transcript is spliced from 2 exons. Lineage: Eukaryota; Fungi; Ascomycota; Dothideomycetes; Pleosporales; Pleosporaceae.